Messenger RNA from Lipotes vexillifer (Yangtze River dolphin), 906 nucleotides. RefSeq names its product protein phosphatase 1 regulatory subunit 3E (gene PPP1R3E). Gene Ontology annotation, cellular component: protein phosphatase type 1 complex. The transcript has 2 exons. Gene Ontology annotation, molecular function: protein phosphatase 1 binding; glycogen binding. Gene Ontology annotation, biological process: regulation of glycogen biosynthetic process. The coding region runs from base 67 to 906 and encodes 279 amino acids. The record is from RefSeq and is a predicted model, not a curated record. Lineage: Eukaryota; Metazoa; Chordata; Mammalia; Artiodactyla; Lipotidae.
UGGGAGACAGGAAAGGAAGGCAGCGCGGCGUCGCUGCGGGAGGGCUCCGCCGGGGCGGGGGGUGCCAUGUCUCGCGAGCGGUCCCCCCGCACCGACAUUCCCCGCAACCUGAGCUUCAUCGCCGCGCUGACAGAGCGCGCCUACUACCGCAGCCAGCGGCCCAGCCUCGAGGAGGAGCCGGAGGAGGAGCCAGGCGAAGGCGGGACGCGCCUCGGGGCCCGAUCCCGAGCUCCUGCUCCGAGUCGGGGGCGCAGGGCUCGCUCUGCGCCCGCCGGAGGCAGCGGUACCCGGGUGCCCCACAGCCGCAGCCCCGACACCCGUAAGAGAGUGCGUUUCGCCGACGCGCUUGGGCUGGAGCUGGCCGCGGUGCGCCGUUUCCGCCCGGGAGAGGUGCCCCGGGUACCCCGCCACGUGCAGGUCCAGCUGCAGAGGGACGCCCUUCGCCACUUCGCGCCGUGCCAGUCCCGCGCCCGAGGUCUCCAGGAGGCGCGCGCUGCCCUGGAGCCGGCCAGCGAGCCUGGCUUCGCGGCCCGCUUGCGGGCGCAGCGAAUCUGCCUGGAACGCGCCGAGGCGGGCCCGCUGGGCGUGGCCGGGAGCGCGCGCGUGCUGGACCUGGCCUACGAGAAGCGCGUGAGCGUGCGCUGGAGCGCCGACGGCUGGCGGACCCAACGAGAGGAGCCCGCCGCCUACGCCGGUCCGGCACCGCCCCCGCCGCGCGCCGACCGCUUCGCCUUCCGCCUGCCGGCGCCACCCAUUGGUGGCGCCCUGCUUUUCGCCUUGCGCUACCACGUUAGCGGCCACGAGUUCUGGGACAACAACGGCGGCCGUGACUAUGCUCUACGUGGGCCCGAGCACCCGGGCAGUGGUGGAGCCCCGGAGCUACAGGGCUGGAUCCACUUUAUCUGA